ACUGCGUGUCAGGCCCGUGUCCCUUCGGAGAGGUCCAUCUCCACCCCCCGGGGCUGCCUCGCCUCAACAGGACCUUCACCUGGGACGUGAGGGCGAGCACAAAGGCUGGGCUGGAGCUGAGGUUCUCGCCGCCGUGGCUGCGGCAGGUGGAGCCGGGGGAGCGGUGCCCGGGCUCUGUCCGCUACAGCAUCCGGAGCUGCAUCGACACGGCCGCCGUCAGCAUCGGCACCUUCUGCAGCAACGGCUCCAUCUCCAGGGUCAAGCUGCUGGGAGGGGUCCUCCUGUCCCUGCACCUCCCCUGGGACUCGCCUCUCCCCACCUCGGGCUUCCACAUAGCUAACAGGGCCUCCAUAAAGCGGUUAUGCAUUAUUGAAUCCACUUUGAAUGGGGAGUCUUCAAUCACUCUGAUGUCUCCCAACUACCCACUGGGCUUUCCAGAAGACGAGCUCAUGACGUGGCAGUUUGUGAUUCCUUCCAACAUGAGAGCAAGCGUCUUCUUCCACAACUACAGCCUCUCCAACUGUGAAAGGAAAGAGGAGAGGGUGGAGUACUACCUCCCUGGCUCCCCCAGCAACCCGGAGGUGUUCAAGCUGAGCGACAGCCAGCCUGCCAAUAUAGCUGGCAGUUUCAACCUGUCCCUGCAGGGCUGUGAUCAGGACGCCCAGAAUCCCGGUGUCCUCCGCCUGCUCUUCCAGGUCAUCGUCCAGCACCCCCAGGUUGAUGAGA
Molecule: messenger RNA, 726 nt
Organism: Merops nubicus (carmine bee-eater)
Lineage: Eukaryota; Metazoa; Chordata; Aves; Coraciiformes; Meropidae
Gene: CDCP1
Product: CUB domain containing protein 1
Exons: 2
Source: RefSeq, a predicted model, not a curated record